Molecule: messenger RNA, 3218 nt
Organism: Drosophila navojoa
Lineage: Eukaryota; Metazoa; Arthropoda; Insecta; Diptera; Drosophilidae
Gene: asl
Product: chromosome segregation ATPase asterless
Source: RefSeq, a predicted model, not a curated record
CAGGGUAAUUUUUUGUUAGCUAGCAAAUGUCUUGAGCUGCAUACUUAUCUUGAGAACCUACAAAAAAGAAAGAAAGAAAGAACGAAGAAAACAGCGCCUGCGCCAUUAGGUCAAAUUCAAAUUUAAAUUGAUUGUGAACGGACGCAAAAUGAACACGCCUGGCGUUAGUUUGUUUCAGGGCGCUGAUACCCUGAAGGUAAAUUCAACUUUGGAACGUCAGGAAGAGGAGGAAGCACUGCAGGAUCAAAAACGCCGAGAAGCGGAGCUGGGUAAUUUAUUGGAAAACGCUUUUGAUGAUUUAGAUGACGACGACUCAGAGAGCACAAUAGAUACGACAAGUAAUUUCCCCUCUGAUAUGCUACCUGGGCAGCCGCUACCCCUGCUUCCAAUGCAGCCCGCACAGCUGCCGCAGCAGCACCAGCAUCAGCACCAACACCCACAGCAACAGCAACAGCAAGCGGACUAUGCAAAUGCCGGCGAGAUUCAUAAGUUAAAGAUGUUAUUAGAGUCAAGGACUCACGAACUGAAUAAUGUCAACGAGAUGGCAAAGGAAGCACAUAAAAAAAUUGACGAGUUCCAAAAGCGUCUGACUAUCACGCAAGCGGAGCUGGAGCGUGCGCUUUGUGAGAAGCAGCACACACAUGAGCUGCUCGUGGAUAGCAAGGAGAAAUGCUCGAAUCUGGACAAUAAUAUUGAGAAGCUGCGAUGCGAGAAGCGUGCGCUAGAGACGGAGAACACUCAGUUGGUUGGCAAGCUGGAGACAGCACAGACGCUGCUCGCCGAUGUCCAACGGAAAUAUGAUAUGGUCGAGCGGGACCAGCACAAGCGAGAUGAUCGUAACACUGAUAUGCGUAUUAAGCAGCUGGAGGAGAAUCAACGCGCCCAGAUUGAGUUAAUGCAACAGCGAGUAAACCAAUUAAGCGACCAGCUGGACAAGAAGAAGCAGGAGCUUGAACAAAUGAAUGUUCGAUACAAUGCGCUGCAGUCCACCCACGAGUCCAUGCUGCUCGAUAAGGCGGAAAAAAUCAAUGAGUUGAAUUCGGCGCUCGAUGUGGCUCAACGACGCUGUCAACAGCUGGCUGCCAAGCCCAGCUACGAGGCGGAGAAUGUGCGUCAGCAGCAAUGCAUUACGGAUUUGCGUGCACAGGUGGCCAGUAUGGACAAGACGAUAGCCCAGCUAACUGAGCGUCUCAAUGGCACUACAGAGGAAAUGGAUAUGAUGGAUACGCUGAUACAGCAGCAUCAAUCGGAGACCGAUUCGCCAAGUCGUUUGCCAUCACGUCUGAUGGGUAGCACGCCUCUAAAUCCCACCGAUCGCAUGGGUCACAUCAAGCAGGAACUGUAUCGAGCGCUAAGCAGUUUGAAAAACAAGCGUGAGGAGGUGCGUCGCUUGGAGAAACAGCUGGACGAGCGGUCCAACGAGCUUCGCGCGCUCCGUGAGGAGGAGAAUAAAACUCUGGUACAGAUGGCCAACCUAAAGGAGGACAAGGCACGUUUAGAGACUCGCCUUAAAGGCUUGCAAGAGCAGCUAGAUGAACAUCACCACAACAGUUCGCUUAAUGUGUCCAAGCUGAAAGCUGACAUGGAUGCGUUGCUGGCCGAAAAUGAUGCACUGCACCAGCAAACGAUCUCGCAGACAGCCGAGCGGCAACGACUUGACAACCAGCUGAAGCAGGCGAAGCUAGAUUUGGACAAACUAAAAUUGGAGCAUGAGCAGCUCAGCCGUCAACACGACGAGUUGGCGGAGGAGAAUCGUCAGCUGCGCAUUCGACCCACUGCCGACAAUUUACGCUUGGAUCUGGAGCGGUACAAGAUCUUGCUAGAGGAUGCGCAGGGCGAGGUGCAGCGAGUGAAGGCGCUCUACGCGGACAUUGCCAAUGAAAAGGAGACGCUCAACUAUCAGCUACGCAAGCUGAGCGAAACGGAUAGCAUCAAGGAGCUGCAGGAACAGCGACAACAAAUCGCCCAGCUUCAACGGAAUGUGGAGCUAGCGGAGAUUAAGGCGCAAGAACUAAACAAAAUAUUGGAAACAGUCAAGCUGCGCCACGAGCGCGAUCUCGAGAUGCUGCGUGAAAAAUGGGAGCGAGAGAAGCAAGAGGAGUUGGACAAAGCGACCAAGGACAGCUCCAGUCAUUGCACUAAGUGCAACGAUCAGCUAGCUGAGAUUACAAAGAUUGAAAUCCAAAUGCUGAAGCUGCAAAAUUUGAACUCCAUGCAAUCGAAGGAGCUGGAUGAUCUGCGCAAUGAGUUGGAGCAGUCGAAGGCACUGCGAGCUGACCUGGAGAAAAAGGUGCAUCAGAUGCUGGAGCAGGAGAAGUCGUUAAAUGAACUAAAGGUCAAGGUGCAGCUCUAUGAGGCCCAGCUGCAGCAGGAGGUAGUCAAACUGGGCGAGCAGCGCAGUCCCAACAAGCAGGUGACAACUUACUCAGCGGAUGGUAGUGGCGAGCCACACGCUUCUCCAGAGCUAACGCAGGCGCGGAUCAAGCACAUCGAGCAGCGUGUGCGUGACGAGAUGGCCAAGCUAUUUGCAGCCGAGCUGAAGCGCUUUACACAGCGCGUCCAGCAGACGGAGGAGCGCAGCUUGUGCCUGCAGCGUGAGUAUCAGCUGGUGUGUCGCGAUCUGCAGCAGCGCCAGACAGAGGUGGAUCUACUAAAGCAAACUAUUCUGGCUGAACGUGAGGAAAUGCAGCAGCUGCUGGGCGAACAGGAGGAGAAGCAGAAGCAAAUUGUGCACAAGUGCCGCAGUGAGUUGCAGGCAAAGAAUCAGCGCAUUUCGGAUUUACUGCGCGAACUGGAAGAGCAGCAUGCGAGCAUCGAGUCCGAGCGUCGCUCCAUGAAAGCCGUCAUGAAUGAAUGGGACAAGCAAAAGCAAUCCAUAGAGCAGGUAGAAAAGCAUUGGCGCGCCCAGGUGCAGACGCUGCGUGAGACCCACGAGGAGGCUAUGCGCGCUGCCCAGCAGCGAUAUCAGAGCGCUAAGCGCACCGCCCACAACUACAAGAUCUAUGCGGAGGACAAGGAGGCGCACAUGAAGCGCGAGUACGAGCGCAUUAAGCUCGAGUACCAGACCUCGCUCACCCAAAUCGAGGCGACUAUGCAGCAGCAUCUCCGGCGAAAGAGUCGCGAUCGUCACCAUCAAAAGCGAAAUGCUAAUGACAAAGAGAACGAGCCAAACAAUCAUUAAAUAUAAUCCAAAUAUAGGACGUAUGUUUAGAUCAUUU